Camelina sativa (false flax) is the source of this 1197-nucleotide messenger RNA. Lineage: Eukaryota; Viridiplantae; Streptophyta; Magnoliopsida; Brassicales; Brassicaceae. The record is from RefSeq and is a predicted model, not a curated record.
GUUCCCCAUGAGAACUAUGAUAUCGUACCAGAUGGAGCCCGAUCUUUACCCCCGUCCCAGAUGGCUCUCAUGAAAUUCUUCUCAAUCUAUAUACCCAUAUAUCGGGAUGUUAUCGGUUUAAAGAGUGAACCGAUACGAAACCGUUCAUACCAAAUAGAAAACCAAAAAUAAAACCUGACUGAUGUUAAUAAUCCGACCCGAGACGAUACAUCUAUAACACAUCUAUAACUCCAUUAAAAUCCCCAAAUCCUCAAACCCUAAAAGCAUAAAAUUCUUAAAUCGAUCUUUGCAACCAUGAGUACCGUUUCUGGAGGUUCGAGUGGUUCAUCAAAUGUUCGACAAAGAGGAUUCGUCGUUGGCGUGCCUAAGAGAUGCUGGUGUGGGGAACACAUCGUGGCAAAGAAUUCCAAAUCCGAGCCUAAUCCUUCUCGGAGAUACUUUCGAUGUCGAGAAGCAGCAGCAAAGAAGCUUGUGAACGAUAACCACAUCUUUAAGUGGGUCGAUGAGGCAUUGUUGGACGAGGUAGCAACAUUGGGUGUUCAAUUUGAGAGAGUAAAAGAAGAGAUGAAAGAGCGUACAAUAGAGACAUUGCAAGAACAGAAGCUGAAAUUUGAGAAGAUGCAAAUGGAGUUCGAAAAAGAGCUUUGUGAGAGGGUUGAAGAAGUUUUGUUGGAAGCAAAAGCUGAAUUGCAAUGUAGGAUGAAUAAGAGUAUAAUUGUAUGUGUUUUCGGUUUUAUGAUCUUGUUUGCUCUGUUUAAGCUUGUAUGAUGAGCUAUUGUAAACUAUUGUUCGGUUGUAAUCUAUUGUUGUUCGGUUGUAUGCUCUGCUUUAUGCUCUUGUUUGUUUUGGUGUUGAGUGUGAACUCCUGUUGGUGUUGCUAUUGCAUUUAAUAAGAUAAGACAUUCCACAUUUCAUAAAAGGCAGAACAUGAUGAACACAUGUUCUGAAAACAAGCAGAAUGAUAACGUUUUGAAAUCAUGUUCUCAACAUGAUCACAGACCAAAAACAUAACCCUACUAGUCUAUUCGACCAAAAUACAGAUCCAACUAGUCUCUUAAACCAAAAAACAGACCCCUACUACCAUAAUCUUCAAUAUUCAGGCUUGUGAAAGUCCUCCACCACCUUGAGAUAGUCCUCCACCACCCUGAACAACUUCUCCUCCACCAGAUUGAGAAAGUCCACCACCAUCUUGAGAAA